AUGAAGAUGAUAGAAAUUCCAAUAUCUGCCUCUACGGCUUCCAUUCCUCGCAGGAUGAGGGAUGUGAGAGUAGACAGAAACGGCAUCACAUGCUACGAUGAAGAAAUAACCAGGAUCAUCGACUACACAUACGACUAUGAGAUUACGUCUCCUCUAGCAUGGACGCGUGCAACUUCAGCUUUACUUGAUGCUAUCGGAGCCGGUAUCGAAAGCAUCACCACAAGUUCCGAACUCUCUCAACUUGUGGGACCUACUUUCCCUUCUCCAGAUACUAUUCCCAAUGGUUUUAAGUUGCCUGGAACAAAUUAUCAGCUGGAUAUGGUAAAGGGGGCUUUUGAUAUGGGUGCUAUGAUUAGAUAUCUCAAUCAUAAUGAUGCUUAUUUAGGCGCAGAAUGGACUCAUCCAUCAGAUAACCUCGGAGCCAUCCUAUCAACGGCCGACGUUCUUAGCCGUGUAGCCACCUCCAAAGACGACCAAGACUCCAUUCUAACCAUGCGCCAUGUCCUCAUCGCUCUCAUCAAAGCUUACGAAAUUCAAGGCUGUUUCCAAGGCAAAAAUGCCUUCAACAAAGCCGGUCUCGAUGACAUCAUCCUCGUUAAAGUAGCUUCCACAGCCGUCGUAUCCUGGCUGAUGAAGCUUCCUAAAGCACAAGCCAAAGCCGCCGUUUCCCACGCUUGGAUCGAUGGAUUCUACGAUGUGUUAUUCAGAGGUAACACAUUUGACCUCCCACGACCAUUCGGUACCUCCGUAAUCGAAAAUGUAUUUUUCAAAGUCUACACCGCAGAAAGCCAUGGCAUGACUGCACUCGAGGCCGCACUAUGGGUCUGCACCGAACUAAAAGAAAAGAAAUUAUCCACGACCGACAUCAAGAGCAUUCAAGUACGCACGCAGGAAGCAGCAAUGGUAAUAAUGAACAAACAAGGAGCGCUCCACACACCCUCCGAGCGCGACCACAGCCUCGGAUACAUGAUCGCCAUCACGCUUCUCAAAAACGCACUACCCGAAGCAGAAGAUUACCAAAACACUAGUUCCUGGUCCAAAGAUCCCCGCGUAGAGGAACUGAGAGAUAAAAUCUCCAUCAAAGAAGAUACAGAAUUUACAAAAGAUUUCCAUAAUCAAGAUCUGCGCAGUCUCGCUAACGCGAUUAAAGUGACUCUAAACGACGAUACGGAGUUAGAAGAAAUCGUGAUACAUUUCCCGCAGGGCCACGCGAGGAGAAGAGAAAGUCUGGCCUUGGUAGAGCAGAAAGCGAUGAGGAACUUUGCGCGGAAAUUGAGUGAGGGGAGGAUUGAGAGGAUUUUGGAAAUUUCAAAGAGUAUGGAGUUUUUUGGUAUGUCUGUUUGUGAAUUUGUGGAUUUGUUUGUGCCGGAUAGGGAUGGGGAUAGGGAUGGGGACAGGGAAUGA
Messenger RNA from Sclerotinia sclerotiorum 1980 UF-70, 1404 nucleotides. RefSeq lists its product as hypothetical. The transcript is spliced from 3 exons. The record is from RefSeq and is a predicted model, not a curated record. Gene Ontology annotation, molecular function: lyase activity. Bases 1 to 1404 code for a protein of 467 amino acids. Lineage: Eukaryota; Fungi; Ascomycota; Leotiomycetes; Helotiales; Sclerotiniaceae.